Messenger RNA from Scomber japonicus (chub mackerel), 1791 nucleotides. It is a transcript of the gene stxbp1a, whose product is annotated as syntaxin binding protein 1a. The record is from RefSeq and is a predicted model, not a curated record. The coding region runs from base 16 to 1791 and encodes 591 amino acids. Gene Ontology annotation, biological process: neurotransmitter secretion; vesicle-mediated transport; intracellular protein transport. The transcript has 19 exons. Lineage: Eukaryota; Metazoa; Chordata; Actinopteri; Scombriformes; Scombridae. Gene Ontology annotation, cellular component: plasma membrane; secretory granule. Gene Ontology annotation, molecular function: syntaxin binding.
AUAGGUGAAAAGAUUAUGAAUGAUGUAAUCAAGAAGAUAAAGAAGAAGGGAGAAUGGAAGGCGCUUAUUGUGGACCAGCUGAGCAUGAGGAUGUUGUCAUCCUGCUGCAAGAUGACAGACAUCAUGACAGAGGGCAUCACCAUUGUGGAGGACAUCAACAAGCGGCGAGAGCCUCUUCCCAGCCUGGAGGCCAUUUACCUGAUUACACCCACAGAGAAGGUACGCUCUGAUCGCCUGUUUCUCUCUCCUCAGUCUGUCCACACCCUCAUUGGAGACUUCAAAGACCCUCAUUCAGCUAAAUACAAAGCAGCCCAUGUUUUCUUCACUGACUCCUGCCCUGAUCCUUUAUUCAAUGAGCUGGUGAAAAGCCGCGCUUCCAAAACCAUCAAGACUCUGACGGAGAUCAACAUCGCCUUCUUGCCCUACGAGUCUCAGGUGUACUCUCUGGACAAUCCAGAUGCCUUCCACAGUUUCUACAGCCCUCAUAAGACCCAGCUGAAGAACCCGGUGAUGGAGAGGCUGGCCGAGCAGCUGGCCACGCUCUGCGCCACGCUGAAGGAGUACCCAGCCGUCAGAUAUCGAGGGGAGUACAAGGACAACGCCACCCUGGCUCAGCUGGUCCAGGACAAAUUGGAUGCCUACAAGGCUGAUGACCCCACCAUGGGAGAGGGUCCAGAUAAGGCUCGCUCACAGCUGAUCAUCCUGGACAGGGCGUUUGACCCCGUCUCACCCGUCCUGCACGAGCUCACCUUCCAGGCCAUGGGCUACGACCUGCUGCCCAUCGAAAACGACGUCUACAAGUACGACACCAGCGGCAUCGGAGACUCCCGUGAGAAGGAGGUUCUGCUGCAUGAAGACGAUGACCUGUGGGUGAGCCUGAGACACAAACACAUAGCCGAGGUGUCCCAGGAAGUGACACGCCAGCUGAAGGAGUUUUCUGCCAGCAAGAGAAUGAACACUGGAGAGAAGACCACAAUGAGGGAUCUGUCCCAGAUGCUGAAGAAGAUGCCUCAGUACCAGAAGGAGCUCAGCAAGUACUCCACUCACCUGCAGCUUGCUGAGGACUGUAUGAAGCAUUACCAGGGAACAGUGGACAAGCUGUGCCGCGUGGAACAGGAUCUGGCUAUGGGCACAGACGCUGAGGGAGAGAAGAUCAAAGACCCCAUGAGGGCUAUCGUGCCCAUCUUGCUGGAUGCCAACGUCAGCACAUAUGAUAAGAUUCGCAUCAUCCUGCUCUACAUCUUCCUCAAAAACGGCAUUACGGAGGAGAACCUAAACAAGCUGAUCCAGCAUGCGCAGAUCCCCCCUGAGGACAGUGAGAUCAUCACCAACAUGGCUCACCUUGGCGUCCCCAUCGUCACAGACUCCACCCUGCGCAGAGGAAAGAAGCUAGACAGGAAGGAGCGCGUGAGCGAGCAGACCUACCAGCUGUCCCGUUGGACACCACUGGUCAAGGACAUCAUGGAGGAUGCAAUUGAUGAUAAGCUGGACACCAAGCACUACCCCUACAUCUCCACCCGCUCCUCUGCCUCCUUCAGCACCACUGCAGUCAGUGCUCGGUACGGCCACUGGCACAAGAAUAAAACACCUGGAGAGUACCGCACCGGGCCACGCGUCAUGGUCUUCAUCAUCGGGGGCGUGUCCUUCAGCGAGAUGCGCUGCGCUUAUGAGGUCACACAGGCCAAUGGGAAGUGGGAAGCCAUCAUUGGAUCGACCCACAUCUUUACCCCCACCAGCCUGCUGGAGCAGCUCAAGGCCAUGAACAAACCAGACGAGGAAGUGACAAGCUAA